This is a messenger RNA of Phoenix dactylifera (date palm), 2033 nucleotides long. Its product is annotated as glucan endo-1,3-beta-glucosidase 14-like. Gene Ontology annotation, molecular function: hydrolase activity, hydrolyzing O-glycosyl compounds. Gene Ontology annotation, biological process: carbohydrate metabolic process. Lineage: Eukaryota; Viridiplantae; Streptophyta; Magnoliopsida; Arecales; Arecaceae. The record is from RefSeq and is a predicted model, not a curated record.
GUUGCUCUCCCGCAGCCACAGCCGGCCGAGGCCGUCGCUUUUUUCCGCAGAGCCACGUAAAGGAUUAAAAAAGAAGAAAAACAGAGAGUCUGGCAUAGCACGACAACAAACCGAGAGGCCUCGAAAGAGAGAGGGCGAGAGAGAGGGAGGGGUGCGGAGGAUGCUAAGAGGGGGAGGCAGGCAGCCACAAGUAACUGAGUGGAGCUUGGCCCCUGCGGGAGGACGAGGGAAGGGGGAGGGAGAAGGAAUCUAUUCGGUUCUUGUCUCUCUUCAUUUCUCUCUCUCUGCGGGUGGUGAGUGGGUUCUUUACUUUCCUUCCACCGGGGGUUGCCGUGGUUGUGGUGGUGCGUUGGGAGGGGAAGAGGAGGUAGCCGUGGUUGGUUAAAGAAUCUGGUCUAUGGCAUGCCUCGGGAACAAGCAACGCCCUUUCUCCUCCCGCUUUCCUUACCCCACAUGGCAUCUUCCUCCACUGCGCUCGCUCUUCUCAUCACAAUCCUCAUCAUCGUCAUCCCCUGCCCCCUCCUCCUGUUCUUUUUCUUCUCCCGCCGCCAGCUUCGCCGCCCUCUCCCUCUUCCGCACAACGAGAAGAAGAAGGAAACGAAGAUGAUGUCUGGGCUGCUCCUCUUCGUUUGCCGCUGCCUCCUCCUCGUCCUUGCUUCUCACGGCCCUGUGACGGUCCAGGCAUUUACUGGAACUUAUGGCAUAAACUAUGGUAGGAUCGCUGACAACAUUCCUCCACCUGAGAAUGUUGUCAUACUUUUGAAAGCAGCAAAGAUAAAGAAUGUUCGAAUCUAUGAUGCUGAUCACAGUGUCCUCAACGCGUUCAAAGGGUCUGGGCUUGAACUGGUCGUGUCAAUUCCUAAUGAAUAUGUUACAGACAUGAGCGUGAAUGAAGACCGGGCAAUGGAGUGGCUCAAGGAAAAUGUGCAACCCUUUCUGCCUGAUACGCAUAUCCGAGGGAUUGCUGUGGGGAAUGAAGUGUUGGGAGGGACGGAUCAAGCACUGGCAGAAGCAUUAUUAGGUGCUAUCACAAAUGUGUACAGUGCUCUUGAAAGGCUUCAAUUGACAGAUCUUAUUGAGGUCUCAACACCUCAUUCAGAGGGCGUGUUUGCUAAUUCUUAUCCACCAUCAUCAUGCACUUUUAAGGAAAGCGUCAUUGUAUACAUGAAGCCGCUCUUGGACUUCUUUUCACGGACUGGUGCUCCCUUCUAUGUCAAUGCCUAUCCAUUUUUGGCUUACAAAAGUGAUCCUGAGCAUAUUGAUAUUAACUAUGCCCUCUUUAAGUCAAACUCUGGAAUUUAUGAUGCAAAGACCAGUCUGCACUAUAACAACAUGUUGGAUGCUCAGAUAGAUGCAGCUUAUGCUGCUCUGGAAGCUGCUGGCUAUGAGAAGAUGGAGGUCCUGGUUGCAGAGACAGGUUGGGCUUCAGCUGGGGAUGAAAAUGAAGCAGGAGCUACAGUUCAGAAUGCAAGGACUUACAAUUUCAAUCUGCGUAAGCGGCUUUUCAAGAAGAAAGGGACUCCACUCAGGCCAAAGAUUGCGGUUAAGGCAUAUUGCUUUGCCUUGUUUAAUGAGAAUUUGAAGCCUGGACCAGCAUCUGAGAGACAUUUUGGACUGUUCAAGGCUGAUGGGAGCAUUGCGUACAAUAUUGGUUUUCGGGGACUGAAGCCUUCAGGUGCAUCUCGAUCUCUUUUAUCUUUGAAGGAUCUUGGAGCUCGAGGUUGGGUUGCAUCUUACUCCAUGGUUCUCACCACCUGUAUGGCAGCCCUCCUGGCUUUGACAAUGUGACGGGGCCAUUUGUAGAAAAUGUGCAUUGGAUGUGCUUGAGUUGGAUCACGGAAAUGUUCUUCCAGAUCUGGUCCCCAGUGUGCAUCACCCAUUCAUAGAUUGGUCAUUUACAGGUUUUCUUGAGUUUGUGAUUGGAAAUAGUUGAUCAUUUUAUGUACUUCAGCACUGUUCUCAAUUGUAUGUUCAUAGGAAUAUGAACGCUAGAAGCAAAAAUAAAAUAUAAAUUGAGAAACUAUUAAUUGAUC